CUUCAGGCCAUAAAAGUGAAGGGAGAGAACAAAAGGCACAGAGGAGUAUAAAUCCCCAGCAGGGAUUCUCUACUCACUGACAGGCACCAGGCAGCUCCUCCGCACAUACACACAGGAAAGAGAGAGAGAGAAACACUCAGGCAGAGAAAGAGAGACACAAAGAAAGUAGAACAAAGAGUCUGCUGCCAUAGACAGUAGUAACUACUACCUCUAUCAUACAACCUGUGCUCUACUCUGAGAAUGCAUCUCCUCAUGAUCCUGCCUGCCCUGUGCCUACUACUAGGAGUACAAACAUCACCUUUACCUCAGGGGACCUCCCAACACACCGUACAGGACCAGAAGCACUCCUCGGUAAAACCAAGGCCGUGGACACGUAACACUCAUACAAAGGGAUUGCUCCGACCUCACAAUUCAUGGAAUCCCCCUCGCUGUGGAGUUCCUGAUAUUCCUGCCCCCCCAGAUUCCUCAGGACGUAACAGACAAAAACGCUUUGUACUCUCUGGUGGACGCUGGGAAAAGACCAACCUAACAUACAGGAUUAUCCGCUUCCCAUGGCAGCUCAGUAAAGUGAAGGUACGAAGGACUCUUGCUGAAGCACUGAGAGUAUGGAGUGAGGUGACCCCUCUGACGUUCACUGAGGUGUAUGAAGGGCGGGCUGACAUUGUUAUUGAUUUUACACGGUACUGGCAUGGAGACAACCUGCCUUUCGAUGGUCCUGGGGGCAUCCUUGCACAUGCUUUCUUUCCAAAGACACACAGAGAGGGAGAUGUACAUUUUGACUAUGAUGAAGCUUGGACCAUUGGUAACAGUAUAGGCACAGAUCUUCUGCAAGUAGCUGCUCAUGAGUUUGGACAUGUGCUGGGCUUGCAACAUUCCUCAGUCUCCAAGUCACUGAUGUCUCCAUUUUACUCUUUCCGUUACCCACUCAGUCUUAGUGCAGACGAUAAGCAAGGCAUUCAGUAUUUGUACGGAGCACCGCAUCCCCCAACCACAGCUCCAACUCCACAGCCAGAAGGCAAUCAGCCAGAACCUGAGAGCAAUGAGAUCCCUUUUUCAGAGCCUGAUGCCUGUUCUACAGAUUUUGAUGCUGUAUCCACAAUCCGUGGGGAGCUGUUUUUCUUCAAAUCUGGCUAUGUAUGGCGCCUUAGAGGAGGUAAACUGCAAAGUGGUUAUCCAGCUUUGGCUUCCCGACACUGGAAAGGAAUCCCUGAGUCUGUGGAUGCUGCUUUGGAAGACACGGCUGGGAACAUCUGGUUCUUUUAUGGACCGCGAUAUUGGAUUUUUGAUACAAAGCUCCAAGUCACAGGCCCAUUUAAAAUAUCAGACCUUGGAUUGUCUAUAACCAGCAUUCAAGCCUCCUUUUUAUGGGGUACUGACAAGAACAAGAAAACAUACCUAUUUAGAGGAACAGGGUAUUGGCGAAUAAAUACUGAUACCCGUCGUGUGGAAAGUUGGCACUCACGCAGUAUGAGUGAUUGGAGAGGAGUACCUCCAGGAAUAAGUGCUGCAUUCCAGGAUGAACAUGGUUUUGCCUACUUUUUGAGGGGCAGAUACUACUGGAAGUUUGACCCAGUACAGGUGAGAGUUAUGGAGGGUUAUCCACGUUUGGUCAGCCAGGAUUUCUUCAACUGUCCUGCAACGUCUUCUUCAGUCAAUUCAUUACGAUGAAGCUGAAUUCUAAUACUGUUGGAAUAACUUCAAUGGGACACUAACUUUCCUCAUGGUUCACCUAUUCUGGCAAGGUUCUGAUGGCCCUCAUGCCCCAGAUUGUACUGCAAUGUAUAAAGACAAGAGGAGACCAGUCUUUUCUUUUUGUUGUAUUCUGGUCUUAUGUUUUGUUACCCAACGAUCUUCUUACACAGCAGACAGGUUUUCACACUUCAGGUACUGUACAAAGUUUACUAAAGGGACAUUGCUACCCUAUGUCAAGUCAUUUUAUAUAUUGGCAUGACAGGCGAAAAACUGACAUGGUAUGUCAAUGAAUGAAGCAGCUUGCAGUUGUGUGCGGUAUUACACAUUCAGCUCUCUUCUACAGUGUUCAGAUUUACACAAGGUCACUGAAAUGGCAUCUAAAUCUAUAUAAGGAUCACUGCCCUUGCAAAAUGUUUUUACAGUGUUACGCUCCCUUCAAUGGACAAAUCAAACAAGGCUUGCAACUGAAAAAUCAUGAAGUGAUCAUUCAAUCAUUCAUUGCAGUGGAAUGCGUAUGUUUCUGGAGCCAAUGAAGAUUUUACAGCAACUUAAAGCAGUGCCAAAAAGACUUUUAAUUUAAUAUUAGUGUAUGUAUAAAGCCAUUACCUCUAUAAGUGCUGGUCACUGACCUGAUGAGGGUUAUGGUUCAGUAUUGCUAAUACAUGUUACUGUCUGGAAACAGCAAAUGUUGUCCUUGCUAAUUACAAUUUUGUACUACGGUAAACUAUAUUUGACAAAUUACUUCUUAUUAUGUUGAUUUAUGGCUGGAUACCUUCACAUGGUGCUUACAAUUUAUUGCCUGAGCAUUCUGUAUAAUUAUUCUUCUGCAAAUUAAACUCAACUUAGUAGAGUAAAAAGACAGAAGCUGAUUGGAAAACAUGCCAACCAAAAUGGGUAAAAAAAGUUGCAUUUCCUGUAUACUAGCUAACAGAGAUGACCAAACUGACCUGCAAAGGUUCAGAUUUGAUCGGGAUUGGACCAAUUUGCAAUAAUAAAAUCCUAACUGGACAUAAUUUAGUUUACUAAAGCAGUGUGUCUAAUUUACAAUUACAUCAUGAACAAAAUAUUAAAAAAAUUGACAUUACAUAACAUAUUAAAGCUUUCAUGACAUUAUAGAUAUUAGGUUUAUCUGUUUUAAAUCCAAAAUGUUUCAACAUCUGUAAGGUCCUCCCUUUAAAUAACCACUUGGCACACCAGCAUUGGGCUCCCCUCAAGUUCUUACUAAGCACGGAUGGCUCAGAAGGUGGUGUGGGUAUUAGGAGCUUAUUUCUGUUUGACCAUUCUUACAGAAAUGCAUAUGUGAGGUCAGGCACUAGUGCUGGACAAGGAGGCC
Molecule: messenger RNA, 3025 nt
Organism: Rana temporaria (common frog)
Lineage: Eukaryota; Metazoa; Chordata; Amphibia; Anura; Ranidae
Gene: MMP11
Product: matrix metallopeptidase 11
Exons: 8
Coding region: 241-1668 (475 amino acids)
Biological process (GO): proteolysis; extracellular matrix organization; collagen catabolic process
Cellular component (GO): extracellular matrix
Molecular function (GO): metalloendopeptidase activity; zinc ion binding
Source: RefSeq, a predicted model, not a curated record